AGAAUACAUUCAUGGGGAAUUUAUGUAGGAGAGGCGGGGUAGGUUGUUCAGUCAUCAGAGCUCCCCGUAAGCUUUUAAUCACUUGGCUUUUCAUGACGAGCAAAUCACUAAAUGCGUUUCCCGCCUGGAUGACGUCAGUACAAAGUUAUUUUCAUGAAUGGAAGGGGCGGUCACGAGGAAUCAGUGACGUAAGUGCUUGCGGAAACAGAGUGGAAUGUUGAUACAUUGUUGUUGUUUUGUAGUUUAGAAUUGGGAUACAUGUCGGUUCGAUUGCUGGGAGCUUUGCUCUGUGUGAAAUAUAGGCUACACCGCCCUGUAACCGACGACAACGAGAGAUUUUUGAAGUCUUUAAAUCAGCAACCACGUCCCGAGUUAUUUCUGAGGGAUUCUGUCCAGGUGAAUGCGUGCAGGGUAUGACGACUAAUUUUAAAGCAAGCAAAGCUUUAAAGUUAAAGAAGGAGGUCGGGGAGAAUGCCCCGGCCCUCAGCGAUGACGACCUGGUGGCCAUGUCCGUGCGCGAGCUCAACCAGCACCUCCGGGGGCUGACCAAGGAUGACAUGGCGCGGCUGAAGCAGAGACGGCGGACCCUGAAGAACCGCGGCUACGCCGCCAGCUGCCGCAUCAAGCGCGUGACGCAGAAGGAGGAGCUGGAGAGGCAGAAGACCGAGCUCCAGCGUGAGGUGGACAAGCUGGCCCGCGAGAACGCCAGCAUGCGGCUGGAGCUGGACGCGCUCAGGGCCAAGUAUGAGGCCCUGCAGUGCUUCGCCCGCACCGUCACCCAAGGGCCCCUCUCCGCCGGGAAGGUGGCCACCACCAGCGUCAUCACCAUCGUCAAGUCGGCCAACCGCAACGCGGGCUCCGCCCCGUUCUCCGCCCCCUCUUAGUGCUCCCGGGGGCAGGAUUCGCUGCGAGCAGGCAGAGGGUGGCCCGCCCCACGCUGAGGAGGAGCUCAGCCGUCGGGAGUCGAGCCGGGGGGGCCCGCGCCCUGCCCUACAGUCCCACGUCGAGGCAGAUUCUGCCACGUCCCAAGCUAACUAUCACCUCUCUACUUUACACUGUCUGUGUACUGUGCGAUAAAACCCCAGCACCGGCAGGGCAAGGCUGUUCUUAUAACCUCCAGCCCCCAAAACAGGGACAUUUUACAGAGUAAAGCACUUACUAAAGCAUGAACGAGUACUUCAUAUGAUCUGAGGCGACAGCACUAGUCUGAGACAGGUCUGAUACUUGUGGUAUCUGACCUUUAUGUCAGUUAUGAAAACAUACACUAUUAAAUUAUAAUGGCAAAACGAUGGUUAUUGUAAGCAAACUAGUGACAAUAAUACUAUUGACGAUAAUGACCUUACCAUGAUCGGCACAACGCUAUUGUGAAAAUCUGCAGUUUAGUUGCUUUUUUUGUUAAGUGCAGCACACUUUCUAAGAUGGCAGCCAAAGCUGAGAAGACAGCAGGCACCACAGGGCUCUCAUUAUGAGGGAUGUGGGAUGCUGUGGUAUGUGCUGUCUCUAUAGAGCUCAUUAGAAUAACAGAACAUCUACAGGAAAACGAGCCAGCUCUCUGGCUAAUUAACAAUAAUAGAUACUAAUCAUGAAUGGCACUUAACGGAUUACUGUCAAUCACAGUAUGUACAGUACAAAGAGCACUUGUUUUUUUUUUGUUUUUUUGUUUUUUUUAAGUAUGAAAUUGCAAAACUAUAGGCUGCCUGGGGCACUUUGGUGAGAUUUUAGAGCUAUAUGUCCUGUAUGAAGCUAAUAACAUUCAAUGUGAUCUAUUUUUAUAACAUAACGUGGUUUAGAGAAUACAUUUUUGAUGUGGUUUACAAGAAUGUGACGAGCUAGCUUUUAUAUGGUCUUUAUAGAUGUUUUUCAUUCUGAACGCACACUAUCAAUGCCAUUCUUUGUGGUAGGUAAUCCAUAUUGGAUAUAGAGAUAAUGGGAACCAUCAACAAAUGAAUGCAAUCUGAGUGUCCUGUAUAUUACAGAUUUAAAUGACUUUGUUUCGUUUUAACAUGAAAGAAGUUUGGAAAAAGUUCAUAACUGCAGCUUUUAGCCCAUUGGGUGGAAAAUUCCGUCCUCAGGAAACCAUUCCCAGUGCUCGGUCACCAGAAAAGUGCCACUGCCGGUGUUGGUUAAAUUCCUACAGCAUGUUGUAUAUAAUACUUUGACACGGACAUUUGGGUAAAGAGAACCCUGGCACAUUAACUUCUCCAGAAGAGAAAACCGAAAGAUAACGUGAAUCGUAGUUGAAAUGCGCACAACAUUGAUAUUGGCAAUAUUACAAAGAAAGCAGAACCGUUUAUAAAUCCACAAAUUCAACAUGUCUGCUGUGUUCUGUAAGCAGUGGGCUUAAAUCGCUCACCAGAUUUGGCACGCGCCUUAAACGCAGGUGUCGGGCUGACGAUGUCUCAUGGUUUACUGAUGCCCCGUGACAUCAGAGCAGAGAAAUGGGAGUUAUCUUGUGUCGGGGUUCUUUCUUAUCCAGGUGGACACGACUCUUACCCCCCACCCCCCACCGCUCGACCCUGCUGUAGACUAUGGGUGUGUGUGUGUGUGUGGGUCGGUGAAACUUUGCUGCUGUUUGGCCCACUGCGUUACUAAGCAAGGCCAUUGCUGUGCUCUUAUUGUCAUUUUGUGUGUUCAUAUACUACGUGUCCUAUGCAUCUUUAUUAUUUCAGUAUAUUUUGUGCUGGAUGUGAAAUGGAGUGGUCUAAUCCUGUUACCACCUCCGCUAGUAAACGCAUUGACAGAAAUGUCACUAUGUCUUUCGUAUGUAUAUCACCGGACCUGUUCACUGCGUCCAUUGUGCUGAGGGUAUAUGUUCAUUGUAGCCCAUUGAAGCCUGACAAAUACCGCUAAUAAAUUCACCUAUCCUGCUAAGAAUGAGCAUUUGGAAAUUAUUUAAUGGUUCAUGAUGAAUAUACAUUAACUAUCCUGCUCGGUUCGCUCAAUUUUCAGUUUUUAUUUUUUAUUUUUUAGAUUGAGGCCAAUUACAAUAGCAUGGUUAGAUUAUGAGAAAGGUUAGCUUCAUUUUGCCACGAAGAGUUUACACUGUGUUACGGACUGAUGGCUCUUUCUUAUAUCCGUGAUCAGACACCCAGCGGGCUCAGGGCAACACAUGCAAAGCAAGAGACCCGACUGCGCUGCAAUGCAAUUCGCACUUCUCGGAAGCAUCUGUAACGGAGCCAACAACUACUACAAGUCCUCUUCUUUUUCCCCAUGGCUGUUUAAGGCUGUCGUUGGUAUCUCGGGUUUCUUGCUUUUUCUUCAGAGCAGAAAAGCAAAUCUGGCACAGACAUAAAAGCUCAGUCGUCUCUAGGCUGUUGCGAAAAGAACCUGACCCUCCAUCCAAGAUUAAGCAUGUUACUCUUUUCGCUUAUUCAUUACCCUACUGGGGUAUGUGGGAUGUCAUGUUUGACCACAUAAUCCUGUUUUUCAUAGCGGACACCUUUAUAUCAGUGCAGCCCUUGUGGCCUUGUCCCAUUUGUAAGGUUUGUUUAUGUUUGUAGCAAUGAUUCACAGCUUUGAAUUCUCUGCAGCAUACACACACUGUAUGCAGUGUGCAUUUGUGUUCCUCUUUGCGGCAGAAAGAGCGAGCCCAUUUAUCACAACCAUAAAAAAGAAGUAUGAUAAAGGAUAUCAUCUUUCCUACUCUAUGCUUCCACCCAGUGGCACGUCUGAGGUAAAACAGCUGUGAGGAAAACUGGGUGAGGGUGCUGAUGGCAUUAAUUUUCCAGAAUGCUGAUGGUUAACAACCAGCCAAUCAUUAGGAUUAGAGAAAGUACCAUAGAGUGAACACUGUUCACAGCUGUUCACGUGGGUAAUAACUGAGUGGGGCAUCUUCUUUGACUCGACUGUGUAUUGUUUAGUGCAGAGGAACACAGGAACUGGAAACCUGAAUGAUGAUGCUGGACAGGGUGGGGUUGGCAUGCCCUGGUUUAUAAGUAUAUGUACUGUACCUUUGUGUAGUGUUCGCUCUGUAAGUCAUUGCUUAAGUUGUAAUUGGACAAAGCAAUUAAGAGAGGAUGUGGAGAUGGUCCUAUAUCUAUCCACAUUGGGUACCUUUUCAUCUUUAUACUGUGUUGUAUGUGGCCUUUUAGAGUUAGAAAUUAAAUUAUUCAGCAUCUAACAUGUAUCUAUAUUUAAAUUUUACAUUGUAUAUUUGCUCUAGUAUUUCUACUAGCUACUUGCCAUGAACGCACAAACAAAUUUGAACCCUGUGGUUCAAUUUUGCAAAUUACUUUCCUCUAAAAAAGUUUGCAACAUGUUAAGUAUGCUGCUCUAAACUUUUAUGCAGUAUGCAUCUAAAAGUCUGAAACAAUAUGUCUAUAUACAUCUACAAGAUGAAAGUUUGGUAUUGGGUUUAAGCAUCCCAUGAAGAGACUUCCAAACAGCUGAACAGUGUGAAAUUAACUUGUUCAUUUAGAGAAAAAAAAAAAUGUCAAUACAUGUAAAAAAAAUCUAGACUGGAUUUUUUAGUAGUUCUUCGAAGUGCAGAAACUUAGCUUAGGGAGUGCUCAUUAUAGCAGUUGGUCAAUGGUGAUUAACUACAGUAACAAGACAAUUUGUGAAGUGGACAAACUGUUAAAUUAGUUACUUUAUUACUCUCUGUAUAUGUAUUUGUACUUCUGUAUUUAUUUAGUUUUUGUUUAUUAUUUUAAUUAUAUAUAAAUUAUUGGAUUGUAUGCAUCUACAUUCAUUAUGGUUUGUCAGUAACUGUACCCUCAUGUACAAAAUCAUCUUCCGUUUUCCAUGCUCUGACUGAAAAUAAGGGCAUAAUUUAUUACAAAGUCUGCUGUGCCUGUUUUUGUACUUUUCAAUAAAUCAAUUUUAUCAUUAA
This is a messenger RNA of Conger conger (European conger), 4831 nucleotides long. RefSeq names its product transcription factor MafK-like. Gene Ontology annotation, cellular component: nucleus. Bases 414 to 884 code for a protein of 156 amino acids. Gene Ontology annotation, biological process: regulation of transcription by RNA polymerase II. The transcript has 4 exons. The record is from RefSeq and is a predicted model, not a curated record. Lineage: Eukaryota; Metazoa; Chordata; Actinopteri; Anguilliformes; Congridae. Gene Ontology annotation, molecular function: DNA-binding transcription factor activity, RNA polymerase II-specific; RNA polymerase II cis-regulatory region sequence-specific DNA binding.